UAUUUGUAUAACACAUUGGUACAGGGUAAUUUAAGAACGUUUUAUAUCUAGAAUGAUUUGCUGCUGGCCAAAAAGAUGAUCAAAUCUCUUUCAUUGUUUUUACUAAUGAAGGAAGACAAUUACCCUGAUACACAUGAUAUGGAAUUCUUGGAACUGCUCCUCCAACAAACACGUAAAUCUUUUUCAUUAUAAUACUUCUGAGGAUGCAUUUAAUCAACUCUUUAUCUAGCCAUACCUUGAUAUCAUUAGUAAGACUAUCACGCUCCAUAAUUUUAAAUCAGAUUUUGUGCAAGGACAGCCCUAUUUAAAGAGUAUGAGCAGGCAAUUAAAAGCUUGUAACCUAUAUAUUGAUGAUGAAAAUCAAUAUAAAUCUGACGGUUUAUUAAAGCUUUUCGGGUUGAAGGAGUUAGAAUUGCUGUUGUUAGAGACUUCCGACUGCCUUAUAAACAAGGAUAGAAAUAAGACUAAUUUCGACCAUCAUAAAAGCGUGUUUGGUACAUUGGUGAUGCUUAAAUGUAUCGCUGAUGAUUAUGCUUUUGGAUCAGUUGUAAAUUUUACAAAGGUUAAAGUGUUUUUUCUGCAUGCAGUAGACAGUGAAUUACAUUUCUGGAGUGUUUGCUAUCAAAAAGAAGAUGUUUUCGAUCUCUGGAGAGAGUCGACACUUCUUAUCAAGCCAGACUUUCAGGAUAAGGAAGAUUUCGUACUUAAUUUGAUGCAAUUCUGUUGGGAUAUUAAGUCUGUACGAAACAUUAUACACUUGGUAAAAAAACUGUAUAUGUAUAGAAAUGGGCCAAAUAUUAGCUACAAGGAUUUGAUAUAUGUUU
This is a messenger RNA of Cokeromyces recurvatus, 824 nucleotides long. RefSeq lists its product as uncharacterized. The transcript has 5 exons. NCBI's taxonomy places the organism in Eukaryota, Fungi, Mucoromycota, Mucoromycetes, Mucorales, Mucoraceae. The record is from RefSeq and is a predicted model, not a curated record. The annotation marks the transcript as partial.